Molecule: messenger RNA, 2451 nt
Organism: Pomacea canaliculata
Lineage: Eukaryota; Metazoa; Mollusca; Gastropoda; Architaenioglossa; Ampullariidae
Product: glutamine synthetase-like
Exons: 7
Coding region: 260-1360 (366 amino acids)
Cellular component (GO): cytoplasm
Molecular function (GO): glutamine synthetase activity
Source: RefSeq, a predicted model, not a curated record
GCGACGAGCUCGAUUCUCGAGUGUAAACAUAGCUGUUCCUCCAGGCCUGGGGGGAGUAUAAAUAGUAGGACGACAGCUGCGGUUGAAAAGAAACCAUUGCGGGAGGUCUGUCGUCUGCGAGACACUCCCGUCUGAGCAUCUGAUACGAGUCGUCGACCUCAUCAUCUUCCUUUCCUGAGAAAGGCUCUGUUGCUUGAUUUCAUCAGAUACUCGGCUGUUGCUGUCAAACUUUCAGCUAAAACAUUAGACACCUGUAGCCAUGGCUCAGAAGCAAGUCUUCCCUGGCGAGACCAACAAAGCGGUCUUGGAGAAGUUCCUGGACCUGCCGCAAGACCCGGACAAGGUCAUGGUCGAGUACAUCUGGAUUGACGGCACCGGAGAAGGGGUGAGGUCAAAGUGCAAGACCAUGGACUUCGAACCCAAGAAGCCUGAAGACUGCCCGGUCUGGAACUUCGAUGGGUCCAGCACGUACCAGGCGGAGGGCUCCAACUCCGACAUGUACCUCAUCCCCGUCGCCCUCUACAAGGACCCCUUCCGACGAGGCGUCAACAAACUGCUGCUGUGCGAGGUGCAGAAGUACAACAAGGUGCCUGCAGAAACCAACAACCGCCACACCUGUGCCAAGGCCAUGGAGCAGGUCAAGGACUCGCACCCGUGGUUCGGCAUCGAGCAGGAGUACACCUUGCUGGAUGGCGACGGCUACCCCUUUGGCUGGCCAAAGAACGGCUACCCUGGUCCUCAAGGACCUUACUACUGCGGUGUCGGCGCUAACAGGGUGUUCGGCAGGGACAUCGUUGAGGCCCACUACCGAGCUUGUCUGUAUGCUGGCAUCACCAUCAGCGGCUGCAACGCGGAGGUCAUGCCUGCCCAGUGGGAGUUCCAAGUGGGUCCAUGUGAAGGCAUAGCCAUGGGUGACCAGCUGUGGGUGGCCAGAUACCUCUUGCACCGUGUGGCGGAGGAGUUUGGUGUGGUCGUCUCACUGGACCCCAAGCCCAUGAAGGGAAACUGGAAUGGCGCCGGGGCCCACACCAACUACAGUACGGAGGCGAUGAGGAAAGAGGGAGGAUUGGCUGUUAUCGAGAAGGCCAUCGACAGGAUGAGCAAGAAACACGACGAGCACAUCCGCGUCUACGACCCCAACGGUGGCGAAGACAACCGCCGGCGUCUGACAGGUCACCACGAAACCUCCUCCAUCAACGACUUCUCGGCGGGCGUGGCCAACCGCGGGGCCAGCAUCCGCAUCCCUCGCCAGGUGGCGGAGGACGGCUUUGGCUACCUGGAGGACCGGCGCCCAUCCUCCAACUGCGACCCUUACGCCGUCACGGAGAUCAUCGUCAAGACCACACUACUGAGCGAAUAGCCAGUUACUGACCUUUCGUGGAGAGUUGGAGGGUGUGGGAUGGGGAUGGGUGGGAGGAUUUAAGCGAAGGAUGUGCUUCUGUGGGAUUUUUGUUUCCAAAGUAACUGUCAUCGAAGAAAAGAACUUUACGAGCGACUGUAAUGCAAAACAUAAGAAAAGACAACCGGGCUGUAACAUGUGAGCGUGACAAGGGAGACAAUCACGUUUAUUGUACUAAUAAAGUUUGAUUCUUUGAGGCAGGACAAAUGUUUUUGUCGGACAUGAAAAACGACUAAAUACUUAUUUUCCUGCUAUUUACUUUCUAAUUUAAUUUUUCUGCAUUUAUGAUGAAUUUAGAUGUUAUUUCCUGGCUUUUAUUGUAAGUUAAUGGGGUUCCCCCUACCCCUCAAAAUGAAAAAUUUCUUGAAUAUUUUUGUCAGUACUACCACCAACAUUGAUGAAUAUUGCAACCUAGUGAUAACUACAGUUGCCGAAGCUCCCAGUGUGUGCACCUCGCUUUUUCUUUGAUUGGUCAAUUUUAUUUUUUUAUGGCACAAAGAUUUUUGUCAUUGGUUUAGCCGUGGCAGAUUAUUCUACAAUUCCUGAGGGAUGACAUUUCUAUGGAAAGAAUAGAUGAUUGUUAUCUUUGUUCUACCGACACGCUUGCACAACCUGCUGCCAUGAAGUUUCGGCACCAACUGCACAAUUAGAAAUAACACAUUUUUAUUACAUGGGAUUUCAUGUGGGAAUGCAGGAAUGAAUGAACGGAAACACAGAUGUGUGUGAAUGAUUAUUUUUACAUCAAGAAGAACCUGACAAUAGCUAAUUUUUUUUUUUCUCGUGAGAAUGAUUUGUGUGCCAACACAAUAUUUGUUCCCUGUAAAAAAGAAAAUUUUAUCAUGUGAAGUUGCAUGCAUUCAAUGUUCAUUUUUUAAGAUUUCUUUAAUUAAAAUACAAGAUGAGUGAUAAAUGAAAAAAUCAAGUUUCAUGUAUCUUUGUAUUUUAUCUAGACCAUUAUCUGGAUGUGCGAGUGACUGAAAGAAGCAGUACGGGUGAUAUAUAUUUUUUUAGAGGGUUCUGUGAGCAUUCAAUAAUAAAUUCAUCAAAGUUCA